Molecule: messenger RNA, 963 nt
Organism: Trypanosoma theileri
Lineage: Eukaryota; Euglenozoa; Kinetoplastea; Trypanosomatida; Trypanosomatidae
Exons: 1
Coding region: 1-963 (320 amino acids)
Biological process (GO): protein targeting to membrane; peptidyl-L-cysteine S-palmitoylation
Cellular component (GO): endoplasmic reticulum; Golgi apparatus
Molecular function (GO): protein-cysteine S-palmitoyltransferase activity
Source: RefSeq, a predicted model, not a curated record
AUGGACUCGACAGUGAUACCCAUUAAUUUGACUGAAGAUCGGUAUAAUGACAGUGUCACUGCACUUGGCAAGAUAACAAGGACACGGCGGUGUGGUAUUACGUGUUUUUGGAGUCCAGAAGCGGCGGUAUACGCCAUUCCCACAUUCAUAACGGUAGCUGUUGUCUUUGGUGUAGUCUUUACACUAUGGAAAGAGCUUGGUUUUUUUGAACUCUGUAUUCUUUUCAUUCUACUCUCUACAGCCUUUAUAUCCUCCUUCUUAAUUGUAUGCACGGACCCAGGUGUGUAUCCACGGUUACGACUUGGUGAAGUGGAUCCACAUCAAAAUGAGAAGAAUCUUGUUCUCUGUCGUAUAUGUGGAGUACGCCGCCCUCCUCGUACGGCACACUGCUAUCAGUGCAAUGUGUGUGUAUUGGAACACGAUCAUCAUUGUGGUAUACUUGGUGGUUGUGUUGGACAGAGAAGUCUACGUUGGUUUGCACUCUAUCUCGUAACGGUGAGCUCAGCAUCGGGUAUGGGUAUUUACUGGCUUUCCCGUUCACUGAUUAAUGAAGUAUAUGCGGCAAGCCAGCGAAAUGGCCGUCGUACAUUUGAUCAAACUUCUUCUGAACCUGGACAACCCGCUGCUGCUGUUGGAGGAGGAGGAGGAGUUGUUGGUGUUGAUAAUAUUUCAAAAACCUCUUUAGGACGUCCUGGUAAUAAUGAAGAAGAUACUUUGAGAUCUCUGGCCAUUGUUCUUCUUUUUGUAAUGCUACUUCUUGUUAUGCUUCUUGUAGGGAGUCUUGCCGUGUUUUAUGUUUAUUUAGUGUUGACGUCAACUACACGUCGUGAAUCACAACGAUCGCAAACGAGAAGAGGAAUUUUAUUACGUCCAAAAUUGAUGUGGGAGAAUAUACUGCAUGUUGUGUAUCCUCCGCCUUCUUUACUGCUCGUCCCUGAGGAUAGCAAAAACUCUUUGGUUUAA